AUGGAAUUAGGAUUCAGUGAUGAUGAAACUGUAUUGUCAUAUUAUAGAUCAGUACAAGAAAGGAAAACAAAUAGAUAUAAAUCAUUGUUAGGUGAUCAUGUAUCUGACGAAUUAAAAAAGACAUUCUUUGAUGUCAUUGUUAUUACAGCGAUAGAUGAACUUCAGAAACAACACUAUGAGAGAAUGAUUGCUGAGAAGAGACAAUCUCAUUUGAUUCCUUCGUUUGUAGAGUACUUUGUCAUUGCAGAUCCAAUCGGUGAGAAGAUAGGUUGUGGUGGUUCCACUCUCUAUGUACUAUCAGAGUUACAACGAUUGCUGACUGUUGACGACCAUCGACUUUCAAAAUCAAAGAUAUUACUCCUGCAUGCCGGUGGUUAUUCAAAGCGACUACCGAAUCACUCGACCAGUGGAAAGAUAUUUGCAUCGCUACCAUUCUCUUUGGCGCCGAACGGCGUUGCUCUGACGAUGUUGGAGAUGAAGAUUAUAAUUCUCAUUGAUUUCCCAGUGAGUAUGAAUCCCGAUGUCGGAACCGGUCACGGUAUUUUCAUUCUUGAGAACAACGAGUGCUAUACACCAAACCGAUCGAAUCAAUGUGUAAGAUACCUCCACAAACCAACCAAACAAAAGAUGCAGCUGGAAAACGCAAUAAUGCCAGAUCAGCAGGUUCUGUUGGACAGUUGCUAUUUCUUUGAUCAUGCAACCACCGAGAUAUUCCUUCGAUACUACCGAGAGAACUCACCGAUUCAAUGUGAAAUCGAUGCCUACAGUGAUUUCCUUCAGCCACUAGGAUCGAAUUCCAAACCCGAUUACUUUGAAAAUAAGAAUAAUGUUUCAAUUUAUAAACCAAUGAUUUCAGUUGAAAGAGAAAAGUUAUUCAAUUUAUUAAAGAAUUGUAAUCUAAGUGCACUACCAUUGAAUCCAUCUUGUUUUAUUCAUAUUGGAACUUGUCAUGAAUAUAUUGAACAUUUCACAGUGAAUUUUCCAAAGAUUGGUGCUAAAAGAAUCAUCUACAGUCAUCAAAAUGGUGAGAGAAAAGAUGAUAUAUCACUAGCUACCAAUUCCUGUUUAAUACACUGUUUGAUGAAUAAGGGACAAUACAAAAUAGAGGAAUCGACAGUCAUUGAGUAUUGUCUAUUCAAUAACAUCAAUAUUUCAAUUGGAAAGCGUUGUAUUUUAGCAGAUUUAGAUUUGGAUUCAUUCAGACAAGACAAGAAAUCAGAGGGAGUCGACAAUAUUGUUAUUCCAUCAAAUACAUUCAUUCAAACGCUAUCACUAACGGGUAAUCGUUAUGUCACAAUUAUAUUUGGUGUAGACGAUAGUCUGAAAGCAACUUCCAAUCCAACAAUAUUUGGUCAACCAAUGACAAAGCUACUAUGUCAGGAAAAACGAUUAACUGAACAACAGAUUUGGACAGAUGAAGAGUCAAGAAAAUCACCAUCGCUAUGGACAGCCGCGAUUUACCCAGUGUGUAGCUAUCCAUUGCAAUCGUUCCUCACAUCUUACCGAUUGCUCCUACAGCCAAACAACGACUUUGACUACACCAAACUAAACUCUAACAAACUCUAUUCUUUAGAAUCAUGUUUAUCGGAAAAGGAUUUACAAUCACAAGCAACUCAUAGAAUAAAUUUAACAAACUCAAUUGCCAAAUUAAUUUAA
This is a messenger RNA of Heterostelium album PN500, 1656 nucleotides long. RefSeq names its product fucose-1-phosphate guanylyltransferase (gene fpgt). Bases 1 to 1656 code for a protein of 551 amino acids. The transcript has 4 exons. Gene Ontology annotation, molecular function: transferase activity, transferring phosphorus-containing groups. Lineage: Eukaryota; Evosea; Eumycetozoa; Acytosteliales; Acytosteliaceae. The record is from RefSeq and is a predicted model, not a curated record.